UGCUGAAUUUCUGCUGAAUGUUUUAUUUUAUGCAACCAGCAAGCUCUUCCAUCAGCUGGAAGCCUUCAUGGCAUUCGCUGCUUGUAUCCUUACCCGACCCGGGCAUUCGGCAAACAUUCCUCCGGCAGGCUGUCAUGUUUCUCCAUGCCCCGUUCGGCAGACGCUCACACAUUCCUUCCUCUGGCCAAACUGCUUCCAGCUUCCUGCCAGUCUGAAAUAGCUCUGCUUUGUGGAAUUUCUGCUGUGACACAUUUUUAUUUUUUUUUUUUUUUCCUGAUGUCCCCAAGACCCAUCAAGGAGAGUCUGGCCAGGCAGGACCCACCAGGUGGUGCUCUGCUGAUAGCCGUAGAUGAUAAUUGCAAUUUGCAGCAUUUCACCUCUUUUAUGGGCAUUCCCACCUGGUACAGGAGAAUUAGGACACUGUGGUCUAGCGUGCAAAACCUGCUGCUGCUUACUGCUCCUGCUGGCUUCCCUGGGAAGAAGAGCCAAGCUCUGUUUCAGCGGCAUCCUGGGUGUAAGUCAUAGAAAUGUGGAACGGGUUGGAAGGGACCUUAAAAUUGCCUUGUUCUGCUUCCCCAGCCACAGGCAGGGACCCCUCCCACCAGCCCAGGGUGCUCCCAGCCCCGUCCGGCCUGGCCCUGGGCACUGCCAGGGAUGGGUCACACACAGUUGCUCUGGGCAGCCUGUCCCACCACCUCACUGCCCUCAAGCAAAGAAUUUCUUCCUAAUAUCUUGUCUAGAUCUACCCUCUCUCAGUUUAAAGCCAUUCCUCCUUGUCCUGUCACUACACACCCUCGUAAAGAGUCCCUCUCCCGCUUUCUUUUAGACCUCUGCUAGGUAUGAGAAGGCAAUUAUCCUGACAUCUUGAUAUUCUUUAUAUCACACCAAGAAACAACUGUUGUCUCUCUAAUUUAUUUUUCCCCCCCCCUUCUUUAACACCACGAUUGAUGCUGGGGGACUGCCCUGUGGGAAGCUUUGCCAACUGAUGAGAAUGCAUCGCUCUGCCGAUAUGGUAUAGUCUGCUCUGGGUGGGAUCAUCCCAGAAGCCUGCUAUGCCGGGAAUGGGGCUGUUCUUGUGCUGGGCUGAACCCUCGGUUCUGGCCCAGAGCACUUCACGUGGAGUUUGUGAAACGGAGCGUAAGGGAGGCUUUGUGCUGAAGACCUGACAGUCUCUUGUGGAGCUUCUCUGGUAUUGUCAGUUCAUUCAGUGAAGAGCUGUGACCAUGCUUAAAUUAUUCAGGGCUGCAUUACGCUUCCAAACUAGCUUCCUUGCUGCUUCCAGCAUGUUGUAAUUUCCUUUUGUGUCGAUGCCCACUUCAGUGCAAUAUCCCUUUCUGUUAAAAGAUGGCAUCAGAGCGUGGGGGAGCUCCGCAUGUCAGUGCCAGAGCAGCUGGGGCUGAGAAUCUGUGCCGCUUUUCCUGUGGUUGGGGUUGAGAAAACGGAGUUGUGCUCCGAGCGGGAAGCAAGCGUUACUUGGUGUGGGGAAACUGUCUUCAGGAAGCGAUGAAAAGCCUGGGAACAGGGAGAAGUCUGAUGACAGACGUGUUCUUGUAGGGUUUGGUUUGCUGGAAAUUUACGCUGCUGGAAAUGUAUCCGGAGAUGUGGAUUAAGCACUUGAACUUUCCAAAAUAAUUAGUAGAAUUAAUUUGAGAAUUGAUGUGAAACCAGGCAGGACUAACCUAGAAGAGUAUGCUAUAGGCAGCAGUCCUGUGCUAGGGAAGGGGUUCUUAGAAAGUCCUUUACAAAUAUGAAUAUACUGAAAAAAAUGGGGAUAUUCCUUCGAAAGGUUGCCUUUAGGAAUACCUACUCUUCUUUCUGUGCCUAUCGACUUCCUAGUGAGUUGUCUGAAAAACCCAUUGAACGUAGAUUUAAAUACCCAAGGUCAAAGCUGGUGAGAAAAUAAAUUUCCAUUCUUUGGGAAAUGCUGACACUUCAGAAUGUGCUGCUGUCCAAAAUCGGGUCAGAAGACUAAAUUUCAAGGUCUGCUCUGUAAUAGAGGUUUGAAAGUCACUGUUGUCUUGUUAUUUUCCUGAUUACGGAAAAUGGAAGCGAACAGAAUUGUUAUGAUGCAUUAAAAUCCUAUGAAAUGAAAAAUGAAAAGAAGGACAGUUUUAAAAACACAGCCCCCCUCUAGCUGAAAAGAUUGCAAAGUUUACAGUUGCCUCGAAAUAACGUCUAAUUAGUGGAGCUGCUUCUUGAUAGAGGAGCUAUUUCAGCUAGCUCAGACCACUGUUACUGUUUCACUGCAAGCUGUUUCCACCACAGAUGCUCUGAAUUUUCUGACACGGCAGAGGUUGGGAUUUUUGUUUGGUGUGUUGGUUUUUAAUGAAGAAUUGUUUUUACUCUCUGGUUACUCCUCAGGACUCCGUCAAGGAGUAUGGGGUAACUGUUGCUGCAGUCCUAGCUGGUUGGUACGUUACGUGGCUCGGUUUGUGCUGCUGUAGUUACAAGCUGUAAGAAUAUCCAGCAGCUAGAAAAGCAGUUGCUGGAUGCUGAAAGGUUAAGGUGGGUGAUAGCUUGAAUAGCUGGGGAGAUGCAAACUCCACAGCCUACACAAAAGGGGUGUAAGUUUGAAGAUGCUGUGCUAUAAGACCCUGCGCCCCUCUGUCUUUGUAGGGUGCUUAGCGCUGUGAGGCUCUGAAUCAAACCGGGGUGCUUAAAAACUGCAAUCACACGGUAUUAAUUAACAUGGGUAUUGAUGCGAUUCUUAGUAUUUGUUCUCAGAGAAAGCUUUCCUGUUCCUAAUCCAUCUCCUUCCCUGCAACUCUGGCCAGAUUUUCCCCCCUAUUUCUUUUUUUUCUGUUCGCAGUCCUUCUGCUCAGAUUACAAGACAAGCCCAUGAUAUCACCGCUGUGAGCUGAGGCUAAAGGGGGCUGGGUCUUGGGAGGGGUUUGCUUGACUAACUAGUGAAAUUUGCCAGGAAGCAGCAGCUUCUUGCAGCAUAUUUCUCGGGCUGCAGGAUAUUUUCCGGCGCAGAGGGGACCACUCGGACAGCGCGCUCAGUCCAGAAGAAAGAACUUCAUGAGGCACAAGGAGACAGAGGUCACCCCCAGCACAGCCUACCACUAACUCCAAGGACAGCCACACAGCACCUACCUGCACUGACUGGCAGCUGCUAGCAGAGGAUUUGGCUCUGAGAGCUGUGAGCACUGAAAAUGGAAAGAUUCCUGGGUUUUACCCAUAACCACUGUUUCAUCAUGCUGUUCUUCAUCUCCCUGAGCCCGCUGGGCUUUGCCCAGUAUGAACACUGGCCCUACCUCCCCGGUUACCCUGAGCCACCCCCACAAGUGUACCAGCCCCCACAGAGACCAGCAAAUGUUCCCAAGAUCCAGCUGCGGCUCGCAGGGCAGAAGAGAAAACACAACGAAGGCAGAGUGGAGGUGUUUUACAGUGGCGAGUGGGGCACAGUGUGCGACGAUGACUUCUCCAUCCAUGCUGCGCACGUGGUCUGCAGGGAGCUGGGCUACGUGGAGGCAGUGUCUUGGCUACCCAGCUCCAAGUAUGGAAAAGGAGAAGGGAAAAUUUGGAUGGACAAUGUCCACUGUAAUGGCAAGGAGACCACCCUGGCAGCAUGCACUUCAAAUGGCUGGGGAGUAACUGACUGCAAACACACCGAAGACGUGGGAGUGGUCUGCAGUGAAAAGAGAAUCCCUGGCUUCAAGUUUGACAACUCAUUGCUUAACCAAAUAGAGAACAUGAACAUCCAGGUGGAAGAUAUAAGGGUCCGUGCCAUCCUCGCCACCUACCGCAAGCGGGUGCCUGUCACAGAGGGUUACGUGGAGGUGAAAGACGAAGGGACCUGGAAGCAGAUCUGCGACAAGCACUGGACCAUGAAAAAUUCCCGAGUUGUCUGCGGCAUGUUUGGAUUUCCAAGCGAGAGGAAAUACAACACCAACGUCUACAAGAUGUUUGCCAGCAGAAGGAAGCAGCAUUACUGGGCUUACUCAAUGGACUGCAAUGGGAAUGAGGCUCAUAUCUCCAGCUGCAAACUGGGCAAUCACCUCAAUGUGGACGCAGAGAAGAACGCAACGUGUGAGAAUGGGAUGCCGGCGGUAGUCAGCUGCGUCCCCGGCCGUGCCUUUGCUCCCAGCAGCCACAGUGGCUUCCGAAAAGCCUUCAGGCAGGAGCAACCACUGGUGAGGCUGAAAGGGGGAGCCAACACUGGCGAAGGACGAGUUGAAGUGCUGAAAAACGGGGAGUGGGGAACAGUUUGCGAUGAUAACUGGAACCUGGUGUCAGCCAGCGUGGUGUGCCGAGAGCUGGGCUUCGGGAGCGCCAAGGAAGCAAUAACGGGCGCAAGACUAGGGCAAGGCAUGGGUCCAAUUCAUCUAAACGAAAUUGACUGUACGGGCUUUGAAAAAUCAGUCACGGACUGCAAGUUCAACAUGGAGUCGCAGGGCUGUAACCACGAAGAAGAUGCUGCUGUGAGAUGUAAUGUUCCAGCGAUGGGUUUCCAGAAUCAGCUGCGUCUGAGCGGCGGCCGCAACCCUUACGAGGGCCGGGUGGAGGUCCUGAUGGAGCGCAACGGCACUCUCAAAUGGGGCACCGUCUGCAGCGAGAACUGGAGCACCGUGGAGGCCAUGGUGGUGUGCCGGCAGCUGGGCCUGGGGUUCGCCAGCCAUGCCUUCCAGGAAACCUGGUACUGGCACGGAGACAUCAGCGCUGACAACGUAGUCAUGAGCGGCAUCAAGUGUUCGGGGACAGAGAUGUCCCUGGCCCACUGUCGUCACGAUGGAGCCGAUGUCUCCUGUCCCAGAGGAGGUGGUCGUUUUGGUGCUGGUGUAUCCUGCUCGGAGACUGCCCCCGACCUGGUGCUCAACGCCGAGCUGGUGGAGCAGACUGCCUACCUGGAGGACCGCCCCAUGUUCAUGCUGCAGUGCGCGCUGGAGGAGAACUGCCUGGCCAGCUCGGCCGUCAACACCUCCAUCACCUCUGGGUACCGGCGCCUGCUGCGCUUCUCCUCCCAGAUCCACAACAACGGGCAGUCCGACUUCCGCCCCAAGAACGGCCGCCACGCCUGGGUCUGGCACGACUGUCACCGGCAUUACCACAGCAUGGAGGUUUUUACCCACUACGACCUCUUGAACCUCAAUGGAACCAAGGUGGCUGAAGGACACAAAGCCAGCUUCUGCCUGGAAGACACCGAGUGCGAAGCAGAUGUGCAAAAACAGUACGAAUGUGCCAAUUUUGGUGAACAAGGGAUCACGGUCGGAUGCUGGGACGUGUACCGUCAUGACAUCGACUGCCAGUGGAUCGACAUUACUGAUGUCCCACCGGGCGAUUACCUCUUCCAGGUUGUCAUCAACCCCAACUACGAAGUCGCUGAAUCAGAUUAUUCAAAUAACGUGAUGAAAUGCAGGAGCCGCUACGAUGGGCAGCGCAUCUGGAUGUACAACUGCCACAUAGGUGGCUCCUUCAGCGAUGAGACGGAACAGAAGUUUGAACACUUCAGCGGACUCACAAAUAACAAGGUGUCCACCCGAUAGAACAGCAUCGCCUCCCACCCCACUAUUUAAAGAAGCGAGGUUUCCUGCUUCGGUGAUUUCCCUAACCACUGCACACAAAAAAAGAAAAUCAAGCAAACAAUCAAACUCUAAAUUAGCAAGGUAAAUUAUUUUCUAAAGAUGCCUUCCUUCCCGGUUUAGGUGCUCAGACCACCCCGUGUCUGUUGUAACUCCGUUCCCUACUGCUGCGGUAGUUAGGAGCAGGCUCUUUAAAACUCUGCUUGGCUCCGUAUCUUCACUAUUCCAACCUUCUCCACCAAGAUUUCUCCCUCCACUUUGCAGCACCAUCUUUAUUCACAGACGUAGGUCCAGGCUGCAGCAAGCACAAUCUGCCUUUGGGUACCAACAACCUAAAAAUGUGUCUCUACCAUUCACUUUCAAGGCAUUCAUUUUGGUAUCGUUAAGCUCUUUUGACUCAAGCUUGAACGCACCAUUGAUGCAAAUGCCUCCGUUUGUGACGCUGCUUCUCGAGCCCAGCUAAUCCUCAGUACUGCCAUGUCAUUACUCCAUUUUAGUAAAGAAAUACAGGAAAGGGGGGGGAAAAAAAAGUUGGAGCGGCUUUUUCUGAGCAGAACAGUAUAAAGCAUAAUUUAAUACUGCAGUGAAACUCUUGUACUCAACAAUCAAUUCCAACACAAUCCUUGAAGUGGAGCAGCUAAUGCAGAACAGUUUUCCACGCGUGCAUCAGGGCUCCGUGAAGCUACACCUCCCUUGUAACAUCUCGAAGACUUCACAGAUCUCCUGAGGAGUCGUCCCCUGGGCUGUGAAUUUCCAUUAGGCAGUAAGCUAUUGACCCAAGAGGUUCUACAUACAUCAGAAUAUUAACCUUCUAAGCUGGAUAUUCACUCUGUCUUGUCUUUAAGGGAUGAAUUUAGUUAAGGCAUUGUAUCCUCACUGUACCCGACAGAGGUAACUCCAUGGCUUUCAUCAUCAGGGAUCUGGACCGGUGCUGUCACAGACCCACCUGUGUAAGUUGUCUUGAAAAGGAUUUUGACACUUGGUAGCUUCAUAAUGGUGCUAAGUGUGUUCCUCUGUUUGUUUGAGGACACACGUUGCUACAGAUUUUUCAGACACAGCUACUUGAAUAAAAGUGUUUUACCCAGAAAAAUGUUUUAUAUGCCAUUUGUGUAUUUCUAUUCCAUGAAAAGUUUAGGGCCUUGUUCACAAUUCCUGGUACUGAAGCUUUUCCUCCCUCUGUGGUUGUACAGAAGACUUCUACCUGCAGCUUAAGUUAACAGAACGCUUUUAGCUGACAGUUUCAAUCCACAGGGGGAUGGAAAGUGGCUGCAUCCAAGUUGUGCUAUCCAUAACCUACCUCACAGGGAUGUUGUGAGGCUUAAAGAAUGCAGAAGUCUAUUGCUAAUGCCUGGCAGAGUAUUUCUGUCACUUACCCAGUGGCCCAGAUGGUGGCAUCUACCAAAGGUUUUUAGCCUACUGUAAGUUGGAAAACUCCAUUUUGUUCUCAAGGUGCCAGGCUGUGUAGCAAAAGCAGAGUCUGAGAUGUGCUGGGUGCUCACUGGCUGCUGCCACGACACCGUGUCUUGCAGCAUCUCUUCACACCAGGCUCUGGGCAAAUCACAACUGGCAAGUUCUGGUUUUUCUUUCCCUAAUCGGGGUGUGACAACUUUCCCUGCUAACAAAGCAAUUAACAAAGCAAGUCAGGCUCUUUAAACACUGUGUAAAUAAGGAAAAACCCUGAAACUCACUUGCAUUCAAUGCUUGUCAGUUUUGUGGGGUAUUUUAACAAUAACAUUACAACCAAGUAAACAUUGAACAGAUUUUUUUGACUCCUGCAGAUGCUCUGCUCUUGCUUACAGCUGAAUUUUGGCCAACAAGAUACAAUUCCCUUACUCUAGUGCUUUUGUUGUUGUUUCUUAAACUGUAGAGCAGGCUUUUCUAUAAGCAGCCUUACUCUCGUGUGAGUGCCCCAGUGCGUAACAGACACUUUGAAACACAGUAGGGCGAGAUGCUCUCCACAAUGAAAAGCUAACAGCCCUCACAGGGCUUGGCUCUUGAGCUCAGGAUCUCAGUAAUAGUAAACUUCUCCCCCUUCCCAACUUCAGAAAAAAAAGAUUCUGCUAAUCCGUAAGAGAACAUCCCCGUGGCGACUCACUUUUCUGCAUGCAGUUUAAUAUGUCACAGCCAUGCUCAUCUAUACAUCUUUUUUUUUUAGCCGAAACUGUUUAUUCCUCCUGGUCCAAGCCUUCUGGCAGGAGCAUUUCGGUGCCCGAGACGUCCUGCUGCUUGUUCUUCAAACCCAGAGCCCGGGUCACCAGCCUCUUCGCCACGGCAGUGUCAGUCUGGGGUCUCUCUUUUGCAAGGUGAAGGAGCUCUAGGUAAAAAUGGGUGAAAAUCAUUAAGUUAGUGCUUGUUCCGGAACAGUCUCGUGGCUAAGCCGUAGGACUGGCCGACGGAAAGGCUGAUUUCUAUUUCCUUAGUUUCAGAAUUAGCCCAGGAGCCUGAGCAAACCAUUCUAUCCCUAUCCAGUAAAUUGCCUUUUCUUUUCGAAAAACGUGCCUCUAGAUUUGUACUUCUGAUUUUUCCAUGACAGUUCAUGAGCUAUUUGUCUAUGAUUAAGCUCCAGCCCUCCUCUGCAGCGGCAGAGAGAACUGUUCCCCGUUCGCUUCCAGGAACAGCUUCCUCAUCCUUCCUGGCAUAACUCAGCAAGUCACAUCCCUGAGAACAAAAUGAAGGCAUGCGGUCCAACCGAUCUAUCCGUGCACAGGGAAGUUUGAUCUCAAUUUAGAUUAAUCCCAACCAGCAGUCUUACACCCUUCAAAAACAGCAAGGAAUAAAAAAACGCUGCAUUUUUGAAAAAUCAGCUAAAUACAUCAGAUGCUUUGGGAAAGUCUUUGGCCAGUAACCUCCGUUUUCUGGUGGACACCUGGCUUGCUACAGUUUCAUCUUACAAGAACCGAAUACACCCAAACUUUACCAAAUCCACAGCGGUCUGGAUUUGGCAAGUACCUAAUCAUUUAUCAGCAACUGUUUGCAAUUUUAUUAUCCAGUUAGCAAUGGGGGCUUUGCUUGCUUUUUCAAAAAUGUUAUUAAUAAAGGCAGCCCAUCAGCAGCUUAAAGAAAAAGGGGCAGACUCAAACUAUCCGCAGCUUAGAAAACAAAACUGCCACUCUUUCUUGAUGAAGCUACAAAAAAAAAAAAAAAAAAAAAAAAGAAGAGACACUGUCACCUAAUUAAGAUCCAAAUUUGUGUUUGGGAAAAAAAAAAAUAUUGCAACUUGAACCAAAUACAAGCGGAGUUUAUAUAUAAUGUUCCCCAGAAGGAGCUGAUAACCUGAUUCAGAAGCGUGCCGAUCGGCUACGGCAACAGGAAUCGGGGAGAGUGCAAAAAGAAAUCCACUUCUCUGACGUUUCAUUUCAAUCCAGCAGUCUUAAAAACUCAGGAACUUCCGUGACAGUGUCCCUUUAAAGCGUUAAUACUGAAAUUUGUUCCAGCCGCAGCGUGCUGUGGAAAUACCAGUACGGUUGUACCUUCAGCAAAGUCUCUACUGCUACACAAUUCAUGGCAUUUCUUUAUUGUGGCAAGUAUAACUGAUUACAGUAUGAUUUUAAAAGGCAAUACAAUAAAUAAAACUGUUAAUGGCUAAGCUUAAUUUUUUUUUCCUUCACCUAAUACUGAAUAAAAUUACGCCAACCACCAAAUGUAA
Messenger RNA from Falco peregrinus (peregrine falcon), 9168 nucleotides. RefSeq names its product lysyl oxidase like 2 (gene LOXL2). The record is from RefSeq and is a predicted model, not a curated record. The transcript has 14 exons. Lineage: Eukaryota; Metazoa; Chordata; Aves; Falconiformes; Falconidae. Gene Ontology annotation, cellular component: membrane. Gene Ontology annotation, biological process: peptidyl-lysine oxidation. The coding region runs from base 3156 to 5486 and encodes 776 amino acids. Gene Ontology annotation, molecular function: protein-lysine 6-oxidase activity; copper ion binding.